Xyrauchen texanus (razorback sucker) is the source of this 1150-nucleotide messenger RNA. RefSeq names its product espin. Gene Ontology annotation, molecular function: actin filament binding. Gene Ontology annotation, cellular component: cytoplasm. Lineage: Eukaryota; Metazoa; Chordata; Actinopteri; Cypriniformes; Catostomidae. Gene Ontology annotation, biological process: actin filament bundle assembly. The record is from RefSeq and is a predicted model, not a curated record.
AUGCCCUUGGAUAUCUUAUUCCCAUCAUCACAGAUACCAGAGAGUUAUGCCCGCCCACCACACUGCCUGCUGUGGGCAUCUGGACUGUCUGCUGUUUCUGGUAAAAGAGGCUUGCUUUCCUGCCUUACCUGCACCAGGAAAGGAGCAACACCCACCCAUGAUGCUGCUGCCACUGGGCAUGUGCGAGAACUGCAGUGGCAGCUAGAUGGGAAUUGUGUGAUUGAGGAUCAUGAUGGUGAGGGAGCGAUGGCCCUGAACCUGGCUGCCAGGUUUGGCCACGUACAGGCAGUACAGUUGUUGUUGUCUGAAGAAGGCAGCAAUGAUGUGGAGACAGAAUGUGAAGCUCUGCCUGUCCAUUAUGCAGCAGCCAGUGGAUAUAUCACCUCCAUCAAACUGCUCGUGUUUAACUCCAAAAGAUGUGUGGAUCGCCAGACAAGCACUGGAUCCACUCCACUAUAUCUGGCUUGUCAGGAGGGUCAUCUGCAUGUGUUUGAAUAUUUAGUGAAAGAUUGUGAAGCAAACGUUCAGUUGCAGGUGAACGGGAAUUAGAUGCCAGCCUUAGGGUUGGUGAAGCUUCAGGUUACCAGCCGCAUAGAUUCUAUGGGGUAUGGGGCCAAAUCUAUAUGCCCUUGCAGGUCACACCUACCGAUGACAUGGACCAAUGACAGAAAGAAGGUGUUAAGUAGCCAGUAAGAUUUUUUGCUAAAAGUGCGGCUAGGCGAGCACUUAUGAACCACCGAAAUAAAUGUAAAAACAUUUUUUGGUCAGAUUUUAUUCUAAAUUACUUCACACCUGCUCAUUCACAAUUUCAUAUGAAGUAUAUUGGGGCCUUUAUGCUACUCUAAUGCAUGUGACAUCAAAUAAACAAGAAUUAGGUCAGAAGUAAUUCAGUAGUAAUCCAAAAGAAUAUAAUCCAAGAGAUUAUGUUACUGACUACAAUUUUAGUGAUUUGAUUUGUAAUCAGUACCAGAUUGCAAUUCUGAAAUAAUCUACCCAGCACUGGAAGUGGAAGUGCAGCGUAGUUCUAGCGGGAAGACUAGCAGCUGUACAUCAUCACAUCAUUAGCUGGGUAAUUCCUAGCCAAUCGCAUGCAAGCCAUUGCUUUAUAAGUCCGCUCACAAUCUAUCACAUUGCUGUUUCUGUGUGCUAA